UCUCGCACAAUCGGCGAGAUUUGGUGAUUCACCGCAACCACAGGUCUUUUUGAUUCCCGAAUCCAUUUGCCGCAACAACGUCUCAUCCUUGACCUUGCCGAUGAGGCGAGGGGGAAGGUGAAGAGGGGACACUGCCGCUGCCAUGGGAUGCGCGCAGUCCCGGAUCGAAAACGAGGAGGCGGUGGUGCGAUGCAAGGAGCGCCGACAGUGGAUGAAGUCGGCGGUGUCCGCCCGCAACGCCUUCGCCGCCGCCCAUUCCGCCUACGCCGUCCAGCUCAAGAACGUCGGCGCGGCUCUCGGCGAGUUGGGACAGGGAGAGUCCUACGAACCUAACCGACCUUCCUCCUCUUCCUCCGCUGCUGCCGAAUCUUCCGCCUCCGUCGCCCCGAUCCAGCCGCCCACCGAUGCCUUCUUACCGCCGCCUCCGCCGCCGACAGAGUUUUCCGCAGUCCCUAUCCAGCGCUCCAGAAGCAUGCCCGACCUUCCUAAUAAGCUCCCUUCGAAGAUCAAGCCGGAAGCCUCCAUCCGCGAGGACGAUGACGAGGGGGAAGAGGAGGCCGAGGCCGACGAUGAGGAGGAGGAGGAGGAGGAAGAAGAAGAGCGUGGGACUCGCCUCAAAAGGCGUCAUCGGACCGCCAGAGCUACCGCGGGAUUCGCAUCGCCCUCUCCUCCCCCUCCCGUUCCCUCGCCGCCUCCCCCUUAUUCCACGCCCCCUUCGCUGCCGACGGAUUCAAAUCCGAAUGGCAUGGAAAACAAGUGGGAUUAUUGGUUGCCCAUGGACCAUACCAUGUUGCCGCCGUCGCUAGACCCGCUUGAUGCGAUCCGUUCUGAAAGAGCGGAUGCUCCAGAUGAGAAGCUUAACACACCAUCUCCAGCGCCCCGCACUGCGAAUCACCAUGAUGAUGAGCCUCUGACGCCAGAGAAGGAUGUCAUCGAGCCUCCGCUGCCACCAAAGGUGCCAAAGAAACUGAAGCAGGGGCGAAACGUGCACCAUCAGCACGCUCAAUCUGCAUCAACUCUGGAUGCCAAGAGGGGGGAGAUAAUACUGGCAACUCGCCCAAGUGUUAGUCUCUCAAAGGUUCUUUUGGAACUCGAUGACCAUUUUCUUAAAGCAUCGGAGAGUACGCACGAUGUGUUAAAGAUGCUCGAGGCGACUAGAAUGCAUUACCACUCUAAUUUUGCAGAUAGCAGAGGUCACAUAGAUCAUUCUGCCAGGGUCAUGCGUGUUAUUACUUGGAAUAGAUCGUUUAAAGGUGUUUCCGGGACAGAAGGCAAGAAGGAUGAUUUUGAUGAUGAUGAUGAUAAAUGGGAGACUCAUGCAACUGUGUUGGAUAAGAUCCUGGCAUGGGAGAAAAAGUUAUAUGAUGAAGUGAAGGCAGGUGAGCUUAUGAAAAUUGAGUAUCAGUGGAAGGCUGCUUUACUUCAAAGGCAAAAUAAUCGUGGCGCCAGUACUGAAACACUGGAAAGAACUAAAGCAGUAGUUAGCCAUUUACAAACUAGGCUCAUUGUUGACAUGCAGUCGGUGGAUUCAACUGUGUUUGAAAUUGAGCGUUUACGUGAUAAACAGCUUUACCCAAAACUUGUGGAUCUUGUUGAUGGGAUGGCUAAGAUGUGGCAGGUCAUGCACAAGCAUCACAGUGAUCAGCUAAAGAUAGUUAAUGCCCUUGACAUUUCGAAUGCUCCCAAGGAAACAAGUGAAGUACAAUAUAAGCGCACAUUACAACUGUUCAGAAUCGUCAAAGCAUGGCAUACGCACUUCUGCGGACUUGUUAGUUAUCAAAAAGAGUAUGUGACCGUUCUUAAUAGUUGGUUGAAGUUGAGCGUCAUCCCAAUUGAAACUGGCUUGAAAGACAAAGAGAAAGUAUCAUCUUCGCAUCGACCACCGAUCCAACCUUUCGUGCAUACAUGGCAUGAUCAUCUGCAAAAAAUCCCGCAUGAGCCUGCAGCCAAUGCUAUCCAAAGCUUUUCGGCUGUCAUAGAUUCAAUCCGGACCCUCCAAGAUGAGGAGAUAAAGCAGAAAGAAAAAUGGGAGGAGAUGCACAGGGAGUAUUUGCGAAAGAAUCGAGCUUUUGAAGACUGGUACCACAAGCAUGAACAUAAGAUGAUGAAAUCAACAGUAGGUGCACCUGAGAGUGCGGAAGGGACAACCGAGAAGGACCAGAUGGAGGAAAGAAGGUCCUAUGUUCAGUCUCUCAAAACUACACUGGAAGGAGAAGUUGAAGCCCACCGGAGGUUGCUGAAGCAGGUGAGGGAGAAGACUGCCACUAGUCUCAAGACGCACUUGCCUGAACUUUUUCGAGCUAUGUCAGAGUUUGCUGAUUACUGUACCAGGAUGUAUACUAGUUUGAAGUUGAUCGCCGAUCAGAGUCAACAACACACUCACUCACCAGCUUGAUAAGUGUUAGAAAUCCUGUCUUAUGUUUUUUUUUCCUAAAUAUUUUCUGUUUCUUGUUUGAUUGCGGUGUUCAGAUCGGUGACUGGUAAAUGUAAUUAGCUCAUUAGUAAUGUAAUUCUGUUUGUAAUUAUUAAUAUUAUUAUUAUUUUUCAAAAA
Molecule: messenger RNA, 2551 nt
Organism: Zingiber officinale
Lineage: Eukaryota; Viridiplantae; Streptophyta; Magnoliopsida; Zingiberales; Zingiberaceae
Product: nitrate regulatory gene2 protein-like
Exons: 4
Coding region: 143-2395 (750 amino acids)
Source: RefSeq, a predicted model, not a curated record